UUUGAUUUUGUUUACAGCGUUACUUGCGAGCGUGGGUGUUGUUGUUGUUAUUGUUGCUAUUGGUGCGGCAGUAAAUUGUAGAGUGACGCUGCAGCGAAAAACAAGUGCUAUGAGUGAUGAGGAUGUUAUUCGACGGAGGCUCCUGAUUGAUGGUGAUGGUACAGGGGAUGACCGUAGACUCAAUGUUUUGCUAAAAUCAUUCAUAAAGUGGUGUAAUUCUACAAAUGAAACUCCACAAGAAAGUGCCUUGGCUCAUGAUAGAAUGCUGGCACAGCUUUCACAGUGUGAAUUUGCAAUGACAAAAUCACGCCUCUCAGCUGAAAUGAGUGCAGCUGAACUACGAAAUUAUGAAAGUUUAGCUGAAGAAAUAGAAAGGCGUAUACAGAAUGCAAAAGAAGAAAUAGAAAGCACAAAGCAAGAACUUCAAGAAGCAAAAACUGUGAGGAAAAACCGUAUAGAAUAUGACGUUUUGGCUAAAGUCAUAAAUGAACAACCAGACCGUAGGGAGACUGAUGAGAAACUAUCAACAUUAAGGAAAGAACUGGGAUCUCUCAAGGAAACAGAGGAACAGCUGGAAAGGAAACUUGAUAUGAGAAGGAAACAAUUCCAUGUGCUAGUUGCUUCCAUUCAUCAGCUUCAGGCAAUGCUGGAUGAAGAUGCUGAGGAUAUAAUGGAUGUAGCAUUAGAAGAUCCAUUUGAUGAUGAACUAGAAAUUAGAGCAGAGCCAAUGGUGGAAUAAGUGUGCACAGUUCUAUCCUGUGUUUUGUGUUCAAAUUGUAAAUUUAAGUUUUGUAUUUUGUGAACAUUUAUACUAAAUAUAUAUCAGUGAAGCAGA
This is a messenger RNA of Schistocerca americana (American grasshopper), 835 nucleotides long. RefSeq names its product THO complex subunit 7 homolog (gene thoc7). The transcript is spliced from 4 exons. Gene Ontology annotation, cellular component: THO complex part of transcription export complex. NCBI's taxonomy places the organism in Eukaryota, Metazoa, Arthropoda, Insecta, Orthoptera, Acrididae. The coding region runs from base 110 to 739 and encodes 209 amino acids. Gene Ontology annotation, biological process: mRNA export from nucleus; mRNA processing. The record is from RefSeq and is a predicted model, not a curated record.